This is a messenger RNA of Beauveria bassiana ARSEF 2860, 417 nucleotides long. Its product is annotated as Cytochrome P450 CYP542B2. Bases 1 to 417 code for a protein of 138 amino acids. NCBI's taxonomy places the organism in Eukaryota, Fungi, Ascomycota, Sordariomycetes, Hypocreales, Cordycipitaceae. The transcript is spliced from 3 exons. Gene Ontology annotation, molecular function: iron ion binding; monooxygenase activity; oxidoreductase activity, acting on paired donors, with incorporation or reduction of molecular oxygen. The record is from RefSeq and is a predicted model, not a curated record.
AUGGCAAUUCUAGAUAUUGCCGCUGGCUUCGCCUGGGAGCUUGCCGCCUACACCUCCCUCGCUUGCUGGGUCGUCUAUGCAGUAUGCCUGGGCUUCUACAGGCUGUGGUACAGUCCCAUUGCCCACCUGCCAGGCCCCAAGCUUGCCGCGCUGACGCAGUAUUACGAAUUCUACUAUGACAUUGUUCUUGGGGGCCAGUAUACCUUUAGGAUUGUGGAGAUGCACAAGGAGUACGGCCCGGUUGUGAGGAUCAGUCCCUGGGAAGUCCAUGUUAGUGAUCAUGACUUUCAUUCUGAACUCUACGCAGGGCCGCACCGCCGUCGCCACAAGUGGUUGUUCUGGGCAAAGCAGUUUGGAGCACCUCUGGUCUGGCGACUCUUGACCACGACCAUCACCGACUCCGCCGUACCCCUUUGA